CAUGGCGGCCAUGGCGGGCGCGGAGGCGGGCGGGGGUCCGGCCGGCCCCGGGCUCUCGGAGCCCCGCGGCUCCUCAGAAAUUACUUCCUUGAAAGAAGACAAUUUUCCUUAUUCCAGGAUGUUCCCCGUAGAUAGAAGACUUCUAAAUUUACAGAUCUACAAACUUCUUCAGUGCGUUCACCAGAAAGACAAGAAACAAAUAGAAAAGCUGGUCCAGAAGGGAUUCCCAAACCUCAUCAAUUACACAGAGCCUAAGGAAGGAUACAGUGCCUUUCACUUGGCCUCCAUGAAAAAUGACACUGAAAUGUGCCGCUUCCUGCUGGAACAGGGAGCUCAUCCCAAUGUCCACGACGCCAUGGGACGCACUCCAGCCAUGAGGGCAGCUGAGCUGGGCCACGAGGUGGUUUUGGAGUUAUUAGCAAAAGCUAAUGCAGACAUGACUGCUGUGGAUAAUGAAGGGAAAGGUAUUUUGUUCUACUGCCUUUCACCUACAAGGCGGCACUUCCACUGCAUGCAGAUUGCCCUGGAACACGGUGCAGAUGUGAACAACUGCACCACUGAGGGGAGGUCUGUGCUGCUGCAAGCCUGUGAGCAAGCUCAUGAGAUUAAAGAAAUGUGCCUGGCUUUCCUGGAGAGAGGAGCGAGUCCCCAUGCAAGAGACCCGGCCACGGGUCGCACGGCUGUGAUGGAGGCUGCAAGGGAAGGUGUCGUUGAGGUGGUGCGUGCUCUGCUGGCCAGAGGAGCUGAUGUGAACCUGUUUGACUUUGAAAGACACAGUGCUGCACAUUUUGCAGCUAAAGGAGGCUUUUUUGAGAUCCUGAAGUCUAUUUCAGCUUAUAAUGGAGACUUGAAACUGAUUGCCAUGAAUGGCAACACGCCACUUCACUACGCCGCAGAGGGAGGAUUUGCAGAUUGCUGCAAGUAUAUAGGACAGAGAGGCUGUGAUCCUACGUGGAAAAACCUGUUACAUCAGACCCCACGAGAGGCUGCCAAGAACGCCGGUUUCAAAGCAGCAGUAACAGUUUUGCGUAAAAUUGAAAAGGGCUUUAAGAAAACGUUGUCCCCCGACCAAGAGGCCUCUGUCUGGUACCUCAGGCUGUACGACUGGUCCCUGGAGCACGAGGAGUCCCUCCGCAAGGAGUUUGAGACUCUCCUCCAAGAAGAUGGGAUGGUAGCCAGAGCUGACUUUGUAGCUGUUAUUCAGAAGCGGUGGGGCCUGAUGGGCGCUGAAGAAAUGGAAGCGAUUGCCAAAAUGCAUGAAGUGCCCCCUGACAGGAUCGACCUCGACGAGUUUUUUAAAGGCUCCAAAUACCUGGAGAAAAACUUUCUCAUGUCGUCCUUUGGGCCCAAAGCGAAGAAGCAGAAGAAAGGGGCGAAAGCAAAAGGCAAAAAAGGCCUCCCUGUGCCUGUCUGUGUCAUUCCAAAGAGGGAAUAUCCACGUGGGGAAGAGGGCUUGCCUGUGUACCUGGUUGAGGCUUUUCCAAACAUUCCCGCUGAGGAGAGAUUUAAACGGGACCACCCCUCUGCCCACCCCGUGCACGACGACCGUGUGUGGUACCUGGAGGAGCCAAGGAAAACGUACAUGGAUAUUAAUUACCUCGUCAGGGCAGGAGACAUCGUGUCCCUGCAGAAGGCAUUUGAGGAGGGUGUGCCAGUAGACAUAAAAGACAGAUAUUACAAAACACCUUUGAUGGUUGCGUGUGCUAGUGGGAACAUGGUCCUUGUGCAGCUUCUUCUGGAAAAGGGGGCUGAUGUAAACAUGACAGACAAUUUCCUGUGGACUCCUCUGCAUCACGCUUGCUCUAACGGACACCUGGAUAUUGCUGAGGUGCUGGUGGAGGCUGGAGCAGCAGUGGAUGCCCUUGGAAUAGGCAAUACCACCCCACUGAUGAGAGCCAUCGAGGCCUGCAGGCUGGACAUCGUCUACUUUUUAAUCACUAGAGGUGCCAACAUCCAAAUCACAAACAGCAAUGGAAAGAAUGCUCUUGAUAUUGCCAAAGUAUUUGACGAUCCUAAAAUAAUUGAUCUGCUCCAAAAUCUUCUGGAUAAUUUGGCAGAACCAGAAGAAGAAGCAAAGGCGGCAAAAGGUGGGAAGCCAAAGUCACCAGAGAAAAAAGAGUCUCCAGAGGUAUCUCUGCCAGCUGUAGAAAAACCUCUUCCUGAAGUGACACUGCGUUCCCGAAAGGCCAGUACUCGGAAGCCCUUGGUAACAAAAGAGAGGAACAAAGAUGACAUCAGCUUCAAACCCAGAAAACUCUGGAGCCCUGAUGCUGCAACACUGGAGCUUGUAAAAAAGCAAGAAUUCCUCCGCGAACGCGCUGCUAUUUGUGGUCACUUAGAAGGCUUUACAACGCUCUUUAACAGAAAAUUUAAGGAUUAAGCCCACCAGCUGGAAGAAGCUACUUCAGCAUGUAUUUUUAGGAGACAAAGAUCUAAAAGGUUACUCCUCUGCAGGGAAGGAAUCAUGUGGUGCUCAGUAAAUAUGUCUCGGUUACGAUAAAAGAAAAGCAUAUCAAGCUUUUCCUCUA
This is a messenger RNA of Empidonax traillii (willow flycatcher), 2528 nucleotides long. It is a transcript of the gene ANKEF1, whose product is annotated as ankyrin repeat and EF-hand domain containing 1. Bases 2 to 2380 code for a protein of 792 amino acids. Lineage: Eukaryota; Metazoa; Chordata; Aves; Passeriformes; Tyrannidae. The record is from RefSeq and is a predicted model, not a curated record. Gene Ontology annotation, molecular function: protein binding. The transcript is spliced from 10 exons.